Aphanomyces invadans is the source of this 3664-nucleotide messenger RNA. RefSeq lists its product as hypothetical. Lineage: Eukaryota; Oomycota; Saprolegniomycetes; Saprolegniales; Verrucalvaceae. The record is from RefSeq and is a predicted model, not a curated record. The transcript is spliced from 24 exons. Bases 27 to 3572 code for a protein of 1181 amino acids. Gene Ontology annotation, molecular function: protein binding; calcium ion binding.
ACGGUUUUGAAACGGCGGCGGCGGCAAUGACGACGCGCACCGCGGAUGGCGUCGAAGUUCUUCGCGACCGACGGCGCGUGUUUUCACCAGAUACACGGCAUGCAGUGCCGUCCCAGGUGGAUGCCAAGUUUAGACAGCAGCGCAUUCUGGACCACACGAACCACGUCCCGCUCGACUCGUUGCUGCCUUCCCGUCCCUCUUAUGUUCCCAAGAUCCCUGAGUCGGUGAAGUCUCGAGCCAUGCGCGAGAAGACUCGCGCCGGGACUGACAUUCCCAUGCACGUAACGCCGCUGCGGCGAUGCAGCUUGCAAGCCCAGCAGAAGAAUCGCGACGUGGCGAGCGACGCCGAGGAAAUGACGGCGCUACUGCUGCGACUGGACCUGGACAACGUGUCGGCUCUCCACGCCUUGGAGGGGGGCAGCCAACGCAUGUCCCAGGACGAGUUUCUCGCGACAGUUGUGGCCAACAUCCACGGGACGAGCACCGUGUCGAUGGAGGCGACUGUGACGCAGCUCUGCCACCUCUUCCACAAGAUCGACCACGACGAAGACGGCGUAAUCACAUGGACCGAGUUCACGUCGUUCGUGUUGGAGUCCAUGCGGGGCUACUCGGAGCAGCUGCUUGUCGACGGGCUCCACGAGUACAACAAGACGGCAAUCUCGACGCCCAUUGUGGUGAAUCGAGGCAUGGAGGCACUCAUUCAAGCAAAUGACAGCCAGUGCUUCAUCGGGUUUGAACAGCAAAGCAAGGUCUUUCAAGUGUACGAUGCAAGCCGCCAUGGUCAACUCGUUGGAACGUCAGCUCCCUGCACAGGAGGCCACUUGGUUGACAUAACCACCGUUCCUCCAUGGGAUUACAUUGUCGCGAGCACCACGAGCACCACCAUCAACUUCUGGGACGGCCGCGAGCUCUUGCUGCGACAGCAACUGCCGACGACAGAAGUGCAAACGGUCUUACGGUGGAACGACCAGCACAAGCUGCUGUACUCGGCCAGCACGACGGGACUGAUCCGAGCGUGGAACUGCGACACGUUGGAGUGCAUGGGGACGGUGAACCUCAAGACAAAGCACAGCGUGACCGACAUGACGUUCCUCAGUCCUCGCGCAAACGCUGUUGUGGCAUCGUUGGCGCCGACGAUCUCGAUCAUGGACAUCAGUUCCAACAAACAGCUCCACCAGCUCGUCGGCCAUCGACUUGGUGUCACGUGCGUCAAGUACUCCCUCGCCUAUCGAUACAUCAUCAGCGCCGGCCUCGACCAUGACGUCCGCCUCUGGAAUCCUUACGUCGAGUCCAGCAUUGCGACGCUCAAGGGCCAUCACCACCAAGUGGUCGGGCUGACGUGGGUGGACGGCUCGCCAGAAGUGCACUCGGUGGAUGAUGCUGGGUUCGUCAAGAUUUGGGACCUCCGCACGUAUCGGUGCAUACAGACGCUGUCGACAGUGGAUAAGCACCUCUCGUCGGCGUCGUCCAACCACAAAUCCACGAGCGCCAUGGUGUACCUCCCCGACUUGAAUCGGAUCGUCCUUGCUUCGUCUCGCGUCGACUUUCACGACGCCGUGCUCUGGAAUGCCUCGGACGAAAACGCGCUCGAAAAAGAAACGCCGAGCAUGGCGCUGUUCAUGCCGUCCACGCUGACGAUCCUCACGACGGCUGGACGCCACGUCCGUGUGUGGAAUGCGCAGACCGGUCAGCUCACGUACAACUUGCGCGCGCUCGUUCCGUCGACCAUCUCGGCAGGAUGCUACGGCCCUGGGUCCAUUGGAUAUCUUGGGACCCAAACUGGCCGAGUUUACUGCCUCAACGUAGUGUCUGGCACACUUGUGCGCAAUCGUGCGGUCCAUUCAAGGGAGGUGUCGUCGCUAGUCCUAGUGGAGUUCCGGGACCGGUCGGUGGCCCAACGAGUCGUAUCGGCGUCACUAGAUGGGACAUGCGUCGUAUCGGAUGCCGAAACGCUGGCUCCGCUCAACACAAUGAACCAUUGGCAUGGCGUGAAUGGCCACCCGGCGACGCGCGUCGUACCGUUGGACGUCCAUCCGCCACACGAUUACUUUGUCCCGCACCCGACAAAAGCCAUGUACUCGGACUAUGCGCUGGACUGCCUCAAGCGCAUCUUCGCCGUGUACGACCCGGACAAGACCGGCGAGACCGCAUUCAGCCAUGCCGCGCCCCUUUUCGACGCCGUGGUGAAGCUCAACCACCGACCGUGCCAGCGCAACGAAUCCUACCUGGCCAAACUCUUGUUGGCAUCGUCCAAAUCGCCCGCUACGACUCUCACUUUUGUCGACUUUUUGCUCAUGGUCCAUGACACGUGGCACGGGCUGGGCUACGCCGCAGCCGACAUCGGGUGCGUCGCAGUGUCGCAUCAGUAUAACGUGAUCGUGACCGCGUCGAUGGAUGGCCACUUUUGCGUGUGGCACGGCUCCAAGUGCGAGCCCCUCGCGUCGUCGUCGCGACCGAUCGGCGAGCACACAGGCAUCACAGCGAUCGUGUUUCUGGAGCCGCAUCCGAUCUUUGCCGUCGCAAACGACCACGGUGGCCUCGAACUAUAUGCGAUCCCGCCACAUCCGCUGCGUUACGACUGCCUCUUCCGCACGGCGUCGCCAGCGACGAUCCACAAUAUUGCAUGGUGCUUGCCACGAACGCUCGUCACGGGUGAUGAAGAAGGCAACGUCGCAUGCUGGCGCAUCGACGGGCUCUUUGAAAAAGUCUCGGAAGACGACAACCAUACCAACAUCAGUGACUCGAGACGGACGGCGCAGGAGCUCAUGCAAACCAAACAGACUCUUGUCGCCAAGUCCCGGCGCCGGCGUAGACGGAGCACUCACCAGUACGAGUACACGUUAGAAGGACAAGUGUCGCUCGAUGCGUCGUGGUCAGCCCAUAUCGACGCCCUUUGCACCCUAUACCCGUGCAAUGCGGCCAACCAGACGGCGUCGCACGUAGUCACGUGUGGCUGGGAUGGAUUCGUUCGCGUAUGGGCCCUGAGCGAAGAGCGCCUGGUGGGCACGCUUAUUCGUGGCACUCAAGAUAAUCCCCAUCUGGAUGAUAACGUGGCAUGGGGACUCACUUUUCGGCAUGCUGUGGCCAAUGGCAAAAUCGACGUCCACGCAGAGGCAACGCGCUUUCUCGCGGCAUGCGACGGCAGACCAACCACGGCGUCGCCAUCAUCUCCUUCCAAUUCCUCUACCCUUGCUAAGUGUGAUCCUGCCGAAGGAAAGAAGUUGCGGGCGGUGCGGCGAAAGGUAUUCUCGGCGGGGACAGUGCGACGUCUGCCUUCAGACAAACGUACCCUCGACAACACGACGCUAUUUGAAGAUGGAGAGUUCGUCAUCAGCCCAGUGGGUACACGUUGUGCAAUGCGCCUCCAGGAAGCACUCGACUCGUUGGAACCAACAGUAGAGCGGGGUCAGCGUGAAAAGAGGAUGGAUCCACGCAUUCAGCGAAUCCAGCAUGCGCUCAAAGUACUCCAACCUGCGCAAUCUCAGCGCAGACUUCGCGUGCCCACCGACGACGCGAGCAUCGCCGAUCUUGUUCGUGGCGUAUCGACGACGGAUCAACACUCCGCACUAUAGCGCCGCCUAAUUGGCUACACCAGAUGGGACCAGAUCUGGUUCCGGAUAAUCUAUCCGGAUAUGAAUCUCGGAAUCAUAUGAAUUGAACGAGG